GCUGAAAUACUUGUUGUUGUCUGGGAAAAUGGCGUCAAACGUAGAGGCCCCUGAGCGCUGGUACCUCGCCCUUCUCGGGUUCGCGGAACAUUUUCGAACCUCUAGUCCGCCCAAAAUUCGACUGUGUGUGCAUUGUCUCCAGGCCGUGUUUCAGUUUAAGCCUCCACAGAGGAUCGAGGCUCGGACACACCUUCAGCUGGGCUCCGUUCUCUACCAUCACACCAAGAACAGCGAGCUGGCCCGCAACCAUUUGGAGCAAGCGUGGUUUAUAUCUCAGCAAGUCCCUCAAUUUGAAGAUGUGAAAUUCGAAGCGGCCAGCAUCUUGUCCGAACUUUACUGCCAACAGAACAUGGUGGACUCUGCAAAGCCUCUGCUACGCAAAGCCAUCCAGAUCUCCCAGCAGACUCCUUACUGGCACUGCAGGCUGCUGUUCCAGUUAGCGCAACUUCAUACAUUGGAGAAAGACUUGGUGUCGGCUUGUGACCUUCUAGGUGUUGGAGCCGAAUAUGCCAGAGUGGUGGGCUCCGAAUACACCAGGGCCUUAUUUCUUCUCAGUAAAGGAAUGUUGCUUUUGAUGGAGCGGAAACUCGGGGAGGUGCAUCCUCUUCUGUCGCUGUGUGGAACCAUCGUGGAAAACUGGCAGGGAAACCCCAUCCAGAAGGAGUCUCUGCGGGUCUUCUUCUUGGUCCUACAGGUUACUCACUACCUGGAUGCUGGACAGGUCAAGAGUGUGAAGCCUUGUCUGAAGCAGCUGCAGCAGUGUAUCCAGACCAUCUCUACACUCCACGACGACGAGAUUCUACCCAGCAACCCGGCUGAUCUCUUCCAUUGGCUCCCCAAGGAGCACAUGUGUGUCCUCGUAUAUUUGGUGACGGUCAUGCACUCCAUGCAAGCAGGCUAUCUGGAGAAAGCUCAGAAGUACACGGACAAGGCCCUCAUGCAACUGGAGAAGCUAAAAAUGCUGGACUGCAGCCCCAUCCUCUCAACGUUUCAAGUCAUUCUGCUGGAGCACAUCAUCAUGUGUCGCCUGGUCACCGGCCACAAGGCCACUGCUUUACAGGAGAUUUCACAGGUCUGUCAGCUGUGCCAACAGUCCCCCAGGUUAUUCACCAACCACGCUGCUCAGCUGCACACACUGUUGGGUUUGUACUGCAUCUCCGUGAACUGCAUGGAUAACGCAGAAGCACAGUUUACCACAGCUUUGCGGCUCACCACACACCAGGAGCUUUGGACGUACAUCGUAACCAACUUGGCCAGUGUGUAUAUAAGGGAAGGAAACCGACACCAGGAGUUGUACAGUCUCUUGGAGAGAAUAAAUCCUGAUCAUAACUUCCCUGUGAGCUCCCACUGCCUCCGCGCUGCAGCUUUCUACAUCAGGGGCCUCCUCUCCUUCUUUCAGGGACGCUACAACGAGGCAAAGCGUUUUCUGAGGGAAACCUUGAAGAUGUCUAAUGCCGAGGAUCUGAACAGACUGACCGCCUGCUCUCUGGUUCUGCUGGGCCACAUUUUCUACGUCCUGGGAAACCACAGGGAAAGCAACAACAUGGUUGUGCCUGCCAUGCAGUUGGCUAGCAAGAUUCCUGACAUGUCUGUUCAGCUCUGGUCUUCAGCCCUACUAAAAGACUUGAACAAAGCUCUUGGAAACAACAUGGACGCCCACGAAGCGGCACAGAUGCACCAGAACUUCUCUCAGCAGCUCCUUCAGGACCACAUCGCUGCCUGCAGCCUCCCUGAACAUAACCUCAUCAGUUGGACCGAUGGCCCCCCACCUGUUCAGAUUCAAGCCCAGAAUGGUCCAACCACCAGCCUUGCUAGCCUUCUAUGAGGAGUCCUGGAGUGUCCAGCGGUAUCUGGUGGACCCUCUCUGACGCCUAUUCACCUCCUACAGCCACUACAGCGUGGGAGGAUUUCAUGAGUUGACCUUCUCUUCUUGCUCAUCCAGAUUUGUUCCUGGUCGUCAAAACGUCGUUUUUUUAAAGUUGUACAAUAAUUCAAAGCGCUGUUGUAUUGAACCCUUUCUAAAUGCGCUGUCGUUUGUACGGCACAAUUGAACUCUUGAAGAGUGAAGGACACAAGGUAAUGUACACGAGGCUUCACAGCCUCUGAUAUGGGGACUAUUCAUUUAAGGGGGGCUUGUUUUUGGGAGGUAAUCCCAUGUAUUGGAAACAGCUGGUUAGUUGGGGGGGCAUAGAAAUGUAGAAAAAAAUAAUUUAUUUGUGUUGCUAUUUUUGUAAUUGUUGGUAAAUAUUUUGCCUUUUUUUGUAUGGAUGGUGGCGCUCUUAAACAUGCAUGGACGUUAGUGAUGUGUACUCGCUGUAAAAUAGGUCACUAACAAGAGCCCCCCCCCCUCAUGAAAACAGAAUAGGAAAACUAGAGCUCAAGUCCUGAUUUCAAAGUCUGAAUUCUUUCAUAGCUGAACAGAAAAAAACAUUUAGCUACAGUGGAACGUCAAUUCUUGACUUACUUCCUUUAAAAAAAAUAAUCCUCAUUAAAUAAAGAAACCGCCAUAAAAAAGAAGAAUCCAUUUUCACAAUUUCAUUUUGACUUUUGGAGCUUUCGGCAGAUAUGGAAAGUUAAGAUUAUAUUUUAUUGUAUUUUAAUUUGUCAUGAUAGUUAUAGUAAAAAAAUAUCUCACAGUAUGUUUGUAUAGAUUUGCCUCUUGAACAUUUAUUGUACAGUGACAUUUUAUAAAUUUAAUUUAGUAAAGUGUGAUGUAUUAUUUUAGCAACCUUAUGUAGGUUUUAAAUGCUUGCUAUUUAAAACACUGUAAGAACAUGCAGUUUGAGCUCGAGUACUAGCCAUAUUUUACCCAAUUCCUAUGUUUUUAAUUCUUCUAUUGUUUUCCAAUAAAAUAUAAUUGAAUAUAUUCCUUGUCA
This is a messenger RNA of Oryzias latipes (Japanese medaka), 2876 nucleotides long. It is a transcript of the gene mau2, whose product is annotated as MAU2 sister chromatid cohesion factor. Gene Ontology annotation, biological process: mitotic sister chromatid cohesion. NCBI's taxonomy places the organism in Eukaryota, Metazoa, Chordata, Actinopteri, Beloniformes, Adrianichthyidae. Gene Ontology annotation, molecular function: protein binding. The record is from RefSeq and is a predicted model, not a curated record.